This is a messenger RNA of Castor canadensis (American beaver), 878 nucleotides long. The record is from RefSeq and is a predicted model, not a curated record. Lineage: Eukaryota; Metazoa; Chordata; Mammalia; Rodentia; Castoridae.
CCGAGCCAGCCAGUGCAGCUGACCCCUUGUGCCUGGGAAGCCAGUCUCUUUUCCUUCCUUGGGCCACUGGCAUGUGUGCGCCUUGCGUGGCCAGGGAAUUGCAGCUGCUCUUGUUGAAGACGUUCUGACUUGUGCUUUGGGCUGAGAAUGCAGGCUGAGAAAUACAGGACAAGCAGUAGAAGUGUCAAAAAGGAGCUGGUGAUCGAGUCCCCCCUGCAGUACAAGGAUGCAGCUCAGGGAGAAGUGGAAGCAGAAAGCCCAGGCCCUGUGCUGGCAAAGCCAAAGCUAAUUGAGCCACUAGACUAUGAAAAUGUCAUCGUUCAGAAGAAGACCCAGAUCCUGAACGAUUGUUUGAGGGAAAUGCUACUCUUCCCUUAUGAUGACUUUCAGACAGCCAUCCUGAGGCGGCAAGGUCGGUAUGUGUGCUCCACGGUUCCCGCGAAUGCAGAGGAGGAAGCACAGAGCUUGUUUGUUACAGAGUGCAUCAAAACCUACAACUGCGAUUGGCAUCUUGUGACGUAUAAAUAUGAAGAUUACUCCGGAGAGUUUCGACAGCUUCCCAACAAAGUGGCCAAGUUGGAUAAACUUCCAGCUCAUGUGUAUGAAGUUGAUGAGGAGGUCGACAAAGAUGAGGUGGGACGCUCGCUUGCUGUUUCUUUUCACUUUAAACGUUGACUUUGCAGGCUUUGAAGCUUAUUAGAAAAAUUAUCAAGCUUUAGCCAAACACAGGAAGUGGAAUGUUUCAUGAAUCAGGGGAAGAACUUUUUUAAUGUCUUAUUGGAUUGAUUGGCAUAAGGUCUCUGUUUGAACUUGACUGCUUAGCAUCUCAUGUUCUUUGGGUUGUGUUUAUUUGUUCCGAGAUCAUUUUCAAAGACUUG